Messenger RNA from Xenopus tropicalis (tropical clawed frog), 3461 nucleotides. NCBI's taxonomy places the organism in Eukaryota, Metazoa, Chordata, Amphibia, Anura, Pipidae. The record is from RefSeq and is a predicted model, not a curated record.
CUUUCAGGUCAGUUAGUCGCCAAGUGUCCACUUGUAACUCAUUCCCUUCCCUCUCCUACCUGCUAGCCCAAGCCCAACAUUCUUAUCGAGAAGCCCCUCAACAUUUUUAUCGAGAAGCCCCUCAACAUUCUUAUCUAGAAGCCCCUCAACAUUCUUAUCGAGAAGCCCCUCAACAUUUUUAUCGAGAAGCCCCUCAACAUUCUGAUUGAGAAGAUCUUAUUUUUGGAUCUGUUGUCUUUUUUGCAUCAAGAAACCCACCUACAAAAUCAGCAGGUCAAUAUCCGCCCAACAGCUCUGUAGCUUCCAACCUCAAUGGCAUUCCUGGAAGGUUUCCAACGAAGCAGACGCUUCUUUCUGAUUGGCGGUUUUAUGGUGGCUUUCUUCUGUUCGCUGAGCUGGUAUGCUGUGAAGGACAGAAAAUGGGAUCCCAGUAUUCAGCAUUCCUGCGAAGAAUAUUGGUUCCGUAUUAAUGGGCAAAAAGAAAACAGACUGCAAAGAAUGCUGUACCCAAAGCCGGAGACCCUUAAACCUCCGAGGACUGACGUACUGACCGUGUCUCCAUGGCUGGCCCCCAUUGUUUGGGAAGGCAGCUUUAACACCGAAAUACUAAAUAACCAGUUUCGCCAAAAGGGUUGGCGUGUCGGCCUCACAACGUUUGCAAUUAAAAAAUACAUAAGGUUUCUCAAACCAUUCAUUGAAACAGCUGAGAAGUUCUUCAUGGUGGGACUCCCUGUCAACUACUACGUCUUCACCGAUCAAGCGAGCAACGUAACUGAUUUAAACAUAAUCGUUGGGACUGGGAGGCAAAUUAUUAUCCUUGAGGUCCCCAGUUACGAGCGGUGGCAGGACGUCACCAUGAGACGCAUGCAGAUGAUUAGUGACGUCUGUCAACAACGCUUUGCCUCCGAGGUGGACUACUUGGUGUGCGUGGAUGUGGACAUGAGAUUCCAAGACCACGUUGGGGUUGAGAUCCUCAGUGAUGUGUUUGGGACUUUACACCCGGCGUUCUUUGUUAAAGGGAGGGACAAAUUUACUUAUGAACGAAGGCCGGAGUCUCAAGCCUACAUCCCUGAAGAUGAAGGAGACUUUUAUUAUGCGGGAGGUUAUUUUGGAGGAAAAGUAGAAGAGGUCUACAAGCUGACCAACCACUGCCAUCAUGCUAUGCUCACCGACAAAGCAAAUAACAUUGAAGCGAUCUGGCACGAUGAGAGUUACCUGAACAGUUACUUUCUAUAUAACAAAAAGCCUACUAAGAUCCUCUCUCCGGAGUAUCUGUGGAACGAGAUGGAUGGGACCGCAUUCUACCUGAGAAAGAUAAGGUUCAUUGCACUUCAGAAGAAUAUGGCAGAAGUCCGGACCUAACUCUACAUGGUACAGCUCCCCCAAACUUUGCCAAGUACAAUAAAAAAAAAAGGAAAACUAAGUGGGACAUUUACUAAGCAAUUUUGAGAUAAUGUCGGAGUUUUUUCUUACUUCUAGAUAAUUUCGAGAUUUUCUAAUGGGUUUUUGCCAGAACUUUUUUCAUUAUUCUUCCCUGAAAAAUUUUCCAAGAGUUUUCCAAAAAUAACUUUAUUUUUUAUGAUUUUAUUAAUGUUUAGUUAACUUUUUUUGGGGGAGGAAAUAAAAAAUUCUGCAGGUUUGAUCUGUUGAGUACCAUAGAGUCCUAUGGAGGCUUAGAAUAGUAGAGGAAUAGACUCAAUCCCCUCAUUGUUUUCUAUUUUACACGUUUUCAAAGGGAAGUUAGUCCCCUCAUUGUUUUCAGUUUCUCCCAGUUUCAAGUGAAACUUAAACACAUUGUUUUCCAAGAAUAAGCUCCAAUGCUCCUAAAAUGGCUGCUGGAGCACUUCCUGUUUGAGAAAAAUAAAGAAGAUUCAUAGAAAUGAACGUUCGUUUAAACUCGUUUAAUGUUGGGGUUUUUUCUUACUUCUACUUAAUUUCGAGAUUUUCAAUUGGGCUUUCGCCAGAACUUUUCAAAUUCUGCAGGUUUGAUCUGUUGAGUACCAUAGAGUCCUAUGGAGGCUUAGAAUAGUAGAGGAAUAGACUUAAUCCCCUCAUUGUUUUCUAUUUCACACGUUUUCAAAGGGAAGUUAGUCCCCUCAUUGUUUUCAGUUUCCCCCAGUUUCAAGUGAAACUUAAACACAUUGUUUUCCAAGAAUGAGCUCCAAUGCUCCUAAAAUGGCUGCUGGAGCACUUCCUGUUUGAGAAAAAUAAAGAGGAUUCAUAGAAACGAACGUUCGUUUAAACUCAUUUAAUGUUGGGGUUUUUUCUUACUUCUACUUAAUUUCGAGAUUUUCAAUUGGGCUUUCGCCAGAACUUUUCAAAUUCUGCAGGUUUGAUCUGUUGAGUACCAUAGAGUCCUAUGGAGGCUUAGAAUAGUAGAGGAAUAGACUUAAUCCCCUCAUUGUUUUCUAUUUCACACGUUUUCAAUGGGAAGUUAGUCCCCUACUUUCUAUAUAACAAAAAGCCUACUAAGAUCCUCUCUCCGGAGUAUCUGUGGAACGAGAUGGAUGGGACCGCAUUCUACCUGAGAAAGAUAAGGUUCAUUGCACUUCAGAAGAAUAUGGCAGAAGUCCGGACCUAACUCUACAUGGUACAGCUCCCCCAAACUUUGCCAAGUACAAUAAAAAAAAAAGGAAAACUAAGUGGGACAUUUACUAAGCAAUUUUGAGAUAAUGUCGGAGUUUUUUCUUACUUCUAGAUAAUUUCGAGAUUUUCUAAUGGGUUUUUGCCAGAACUUUUUUCAUUAUUCUUCCCUGAAAAAUUUUCCAAGAGUUUUCCAAAAAUAACUUUAUUUUUUAUGAUUUUAUUAAUGUUUAGUUAACUUUUUUUGGGGGAGGAAAUAAAAAAUUCUGCAGGUUUGAUCUGUUGAGUACCAUAGAGUCCUAUGGAGGCUUAGAAUAGUAGAGGAAUAGACUCAAUCCCCUCAUUGUUUUCUAUUUUACACGUUUUCAAAGGGAAGUUAGUCCCCUCAUUGUUUUCAGUUUCUCCCAGUUUCAAGUGAAACUUAAACACAUUGUUUUCCAAGAAUAAGCUCCAAUGCUCCUAAAAUGGCUGCUGGAGCACUUCCUGUUUGAGAAAAAUAAAGAAGAUUCAUAGAAAUGAACGUUCGUUUAAACUCGUUUAAUGUUGGGGUUUUUUCUUACUUCUACUUAAUUUCGAGAUUUUCAAUUGGGCUUUCGCCAGAACUUUUCAAAUUCUGCAGGUUUGAUCUGUUGAGUACCAUAGAGUCCUAUGGAGGCUUAGAAUAGUAGAGGAAUAGACUUAAUCCCCUCAUUGUUUUCUAUUUCACACGUUUUCAAAGGGAAGUUAGUCCCCUCAUUGUUUUCAGUUUCCCCCAGUUUCAAGUGAAACUUAAACACAUUGUUUUCCAAGAAUGAGCUCCAAUGCUCCUAAAAUGGCUGCUGGAGCACUUCCUGUUUGAGAAAAAUAAAGAGGAUUCAUAGAAACGAACGUUCGUUUAA